UAAGAUUUAAAAAAAAAAGUACACCCAUCCCUCCAAUCUCUGCGAGAGCGCGCGCGCGUGUGUGUGUUUGUGGAAAAGAGAUAGAAGAAGGACACAGGGGCAGGAUUCUUUUUUUUUUGUAUUUUUUUCGUCGCUGCUCUGGCCCAAAAAGGGUCUGGGGUUGUGCGUACGCACGAAAGCACGUCCCGAUUGCCGAACGGCCCCGAACCAAACGCCUCGCAAGAGUGAGCGAGAAGGAAGAGAGAGAGAGAGAGAGUGUGAGUGAGAGAGAGAGAGCGCGCGCACAAGGGCGAUCGUACACGCGGGCAAGCUGCCCGAGAGCGAGAGCGCUACUACCCGGUGCGAAAGAGAGUGCGCGCGCGAUUGAACGAGCGUGAGCGAGAGCGCGGGCCCCGAGAGCGUGCGAUGCGAGCGCGCGGGUACCGGCAGCAGCAACUAAUGAACGCCGUUCAGUGAGGCCUUAAUAAUAGUGUUUAGAAGUGGUUAAUUUCGGCUUCAACCGCUCCGCGAGGCAGGUCACAAAAUAUCGCACCAAGCAGCAGCUCUCUCGGCAGCAGCAGCGCCUCAUCAUCAACUUUUCGGGUCACCACCGUUUGGAGUGUUUGGAGUUGUUGGACGAGCGAGGCAGAAAAAAAGCCCUCCUUUCGGUGUUGUCGUCGUUGUUGCAAAUUACGUUCAAAGCAACGGCGCUUUAAAAAAAAAAUAGGUGGGCGGCAGGGGAGUAUACGUGCGUGCCUGUGUGUGCAUGUGUUUAUAUCGGUCCAUGUGUCGCCACCCGCUCAACCCGUGUGUAUGUGUUUUGUCGUAUGUGCAUUUGUUAGUGUUUUCCGGCGUGCUUCCGGUUCCGUGUGUCCUGUCCCGAUCCAGCCGACCCAAAGCUCCUUGUCGUGUCUGUGUGCGAGUGUGUGGUAGUGUUUUGCAGUGUGGCAACGGGCAAAUGUGUGUCACAGGGCGCAGCCGAAACAGGAGCUAAUAACCCACCAAUCAAACUAACAACCAAAACCACAAGUCGCCGCGAAGGAACUUUUGCCCCCAAAGCGACUGGCGGAAAGGCAGCGUACAUGUAACAUGCCGAUAAGUGUGGGCCGUAGUAGGAGUAGCAGUUUGUCAGCCCCCCGUUUAAUGUGUGCAAUUUAACGCCCCCGAAAGUGACGCGCGCACCCCCAAAACACACACACAAACGGCCACAAAAUGAUGGCAUCACCCAGCUUCAUGACGCAGUAUCACAAUCACCAGUGGAACAACGGCACAACACAAAGUCAGUUGUCAGCCUUGAACAUCCUGCCAUAUCAGUAUCCGCCGCAGCCACCGUCGGUAAGCAGCCUCGGCUCGGUCGCGUCCGUCGGUUCGGCCGGCCUGUCGCCCACGCAGUCGAUCGCGUCCUCGAGCGGGGCGGCCAGCAACAGCAGCAGCUUCAGUGCCGUCGGUGGCCCCGCCGGCGGCCCCACCCAUCACGGGCCGGCGGCCGCGAUCGCGCUCAGCACGGCAGCGGCCGGCGGUGGCUGUGGCGCCGGCUCCUCCAACACGGCCAGCCCGGACGUGACGGUAACGACGGCGGCGGCGGCGGCUGCGGCCGCUGCGGCCGCCUCGAGUGCGGCCGCCGCCUCGUACGGCUUCGGGAUGGUGCAGCAGUCCGGUGCGCUUGAGAUGACCGCACGACCGCAAGCAAUGCACUACCCGUCGUACGCAUCGUACAGCCCGGCCAGCUACUACAACAACGUCAGCAUGGCGACCAGCCCGUGGUUCGCGCAGGAAACGAUGUACGGCACGGCGGCCGGCUGGCACGGGGCCGCGGCGGACGCGUACGGCCUCAAGCUGGAGGAGUACUCGCACCAGACGCAGGCCCAGCGCCGCUGCGCCCGCUGCACCUGCCCGAACUGCAUCAACGAGCUGUCCGGGCUGCCGCCGGUCGUCGGGCCGGACGAGAAGGGCAAGCGGCAGCACAUCUGCCACAUACCGGGGUGCGAGAAAAUCUACGGCAAGACGAGCCACCUGAAGGCGCACCUCCGGUGGCACACGGGCGAGCGGCCCUUCCAGUGCAAGUGGCUGUUCUGCGGCAAGCGGUUCACGCGCUCGGACGAGCUGCAGCGCCACUUUCGCACGCACACGGGCGAGAAGCGGUUCACGUGCACGAUCUGCAGCAAGAAGUUCAUGCGCAGCGACCAUCUCGCGAAGCACGUGAAGACGCACGAGAACAAGGCGAAGAAGAUCGCCAAACGGUCGGAGAAGCUGGAGGAGGCGAAGCAGCGGCGCGAGGAAACGAAGCUAAAGUCGCUCGAAACGGCGGCGGUGGUGGUGUCGGUGGGCGCGAGGAAGCUGCCGGCGGUCGGCAGUAGUGGCAAGCUGCCGCCCGCCAAGCGACCGAAGCUCGCCGGCGCCCGCGAAGAUACGGCCCGGCGAAGGGAGGACGACGCGACGGAGAGUGGGAGCUUGGAGCAAGGGCAGCAGCAGCAGCAGCAGCAGCACCAUCACCACCAUCAUCUUCACAGCGGCCAAACGUCCGCCGCGACCAUGCUGGAGGACAUCAACGCCAACAUACGCGUACCUGAGAUCAAGUCGGAGUAUGGCACGACCGGCGGCGGCGGAGGCGGAGGCGGAGGGAUCGGUCUGCUGAAUGUCCUGACGCCGCCCCCGACCGGCAACUCGCCCACGUCGUCGAGUACGGCUGCGGCGGCCGCCGCGGCCGCUGCCGCCGCCGCCGCCGCUGCUGCCGCGUACCAGAACUACCACCACCAUCACCACCAUCACCAUCAUCAUGCGGUGGCGGCCGCCCACCACCAUCACCACGCGUCCUACUUCCAGAGUCCCUUCUUCCAGGCGAGCGCGGCCGACGGUGGUGGCCCGGGUGCGCCCGGGGGGAAGAGCCACUUUGCCAGCUACGCGGACGGUGGCAGCUUUCACGGCGGUGCAGCCGGCAACAACCUCCGGUCCGCCAUGGCGUCCUCGCUGAGCUGCGACAGCAAACCGGGCGUGACGGCGGCGAGUCAGCGAAGCGCCAGAACGACCAGCAGCAGCAACAGCAACAACAACACGAGCGGUAGCAGUAGUACCAGUAGCAGCAGCAACACCAGCAGUGCCAUCGCCGAGCUCAGCAACAGCCUGGUGAAGCUGGAGGAGUACGCCAACGGGCACGGGCUGGGCGGCAGCCGGAUCGAAGGAGGGGGCGUCGCGGCGGCCACCUCCGGAUCGGGCGAAAGCGACGGCAGCUCCAGCAACAACAACAACAACAACACCCUCAACAACCACGUACUACCUCAUGGGACGCAGCUGUACCAGUCGGCGUCCCACCACUACCAUCCUUACGCGGCAAUGAAGGCGGCCGCCGCCGGUGGAGGUGGUGGUGGUGGUGUCGGGAUGCCAUCGUCCGCCUCCUACGGAAGCAUAUCGCCGUACGAGCAGGAAGGAGGAGGAGGAGGAGGCGGUGGCGGCAGUCAACAUCACGGAUCAUCGUCGGCCUCCACCUACAACAUGAUGAUGAGCAACUACUCCCUGCACCAGCACCACCAGCACCAUCAACAGCAGCAGCAGCAGCAGCAGCAGCAACAGCAGCAACAUCAUCUUCACCAGUCUAUUGUACUGCUCGUGCGUGUGAGUGAUAGUGCAGUGAUAGCGGAUACGGGACACCCGGUUUUGUAG
Anopheles merus is the source of this 3636-nucleotide messenger RNA. Its product is annotated as transcription factor btd. The record is from RefSeq and is a predicted model, not a curated record. NCBI's taxonomy places the organism in Eukaryota, Metazoa, Arthropoda, Insecta, Diptera, Culicidae. The coding region runs from base 1192 to 3636 and encodes 814 amino acids. Gene Ontology annotation, molecular function: DNA-binding transcription factor activity, RNA polymerase II-specific; RNA polymerase II cis-regulatory region sequence-specific DNA binding. Gene Ontology annotation, biological process: regulation of transcription by RNA polymerase II. The transcript is spliced from 4 exons.